GUGCCGGUUUGCGUUCAGUCCAAGCUGCUGAUAAGAAACGCAGGCCCCUUGUUUCAGAUUCCAGGCUUUCAGGAGGAUUCGAGAAGGCGAAGGCGAAGGCGAAGGCGAGGAGCAAGCUGUACUGCAUACAGACUUCGGAUAUGGAGGACCAGUUCCAGGAUGGCAAGGAGGAGGUCAUCCAAGCAUGGUACAUGGAUGACAGCAAAGAGGACCAGAGGCUUCCUCAUCAUCGCGAGUCCAAAGAGUUCAUUCCUCUAGACAAACUCUCAGAACUAGGAAUAUUAAGCUGGCGCCUAAAUGCUGAUGACUGGGAGAAUGAUGAGAACCUCAAGAAAAUUCGUCAAGCCAGGGAUUACUCUUACAUGGACAUUUGUGAUGUGUGUCCAGAGAAGUUGCCAAACUACGAGGCUAAGAUAAAGAAUUUCUUUGAAGAACACUUGCAUACUGAUGAAGAGAUACGCUAUUGUCUUGAGGGUAGCGGCUACUUCGACGUGAGGGACCAAAAUGAUCAGUGGAUCCGUAUAGCAGUGAAGAAAGGGGGCAUGAUUGUUUUGCCUGCAGGAAUGUAUCACCGCUUUACAUUGGAUACAGACAACUACAUCAAGGCAAUGCGUCUCUUUGUGGGAGAGCCUGUCUGGACGCCAUACAAUCGUCCCCAUGACCAUCUCCCUGCUAGGAAGGAGUAUGUCGAGAGAAUCAUCAACCGAGGUGGAAACCAAGCUGUUGAAGCUCGUUGAGUGUAUACUAGCGUCUCUGCAUGUUUGCCUGUUGCGAGGUGGAAACCAAGCUGUCGAAGUUCGUUGAGUGUAUACCAGCAUCUCUGCAUGUUUGCUUCCAGUCUGCCUGUUGCGCUACACCCUAGAAGUACUGCUGAAUAAGAUCUUCUACCACAAUCAGCGCAUGCCACCAUCAUGCUCGUGUGCGAGUCAAUAGUUUGCACAAAACCUAGAUAUUUGUAAUGUGAAUAAUGUGGCCUUUGAUGCUUGUGCACAAUGAUUGGCUUGAGGAGAAGGAUGCUUGAAUUCCUCAUAGCAACUCUCCUCUCGGCCUGGCGUGGUUCAACUGCUGACUAACAGUUUUUGUCUGCACCCGGUCAAGGUCAUUCUCAAAGUAGCACGACCAGAUCUCCGAAAUGAUGUAAUCACAGUACAGUCCUACUUGAUCACCAAAACGUCAGUGCAGAUUGAUGACA
Panicum virgatum (switchgrass) is the source of this 1192-nucleotide messenger RNA. Its product is annotated as 1,2-dihydroxy-3-keto-5-methylthiopentene dioxygenase homolog 2. Bases 141 to 737 code for a protein of 198 amino acids. The transcript has 7 exons. The record is from RefSeq and is a predicted model, not a curated record. Gene Ontology annotation, molecular function: acireductone dioxygenase [iron(II)-requiring] activity. Lineage: Eukaryota; Viridiplantae; Streptophyta; Magnoliopsida; Poales; Poaceae.